Ictalurus punctatus (channel catfish) is the source of this 771-nucleotide messenger RNA. Its product is annotated as transmembrane channel-like protein 2-A. The record is from RefSeq and is a predicted model, not a curated record. NCBI's taxonomy places the organism in Eukaryota, Metazoa, Chordata, Actinopteri, Siluriformes, Ictaluridae. The transcript is spliced from 3 exons. Bases 312 to 704 code for a protein of 130 amino acids.
UUUUCAUCGAUCAUCUAGCUAAUUCAGUUUCUCCGCUGAGAAUACACCUCACACCUCUCUGUUUAAACAGCCUAUUAUGAAGUUGUUCGUUCUGUACAGUAUACAUGGACACAGUGGCACCGUGUCUGCUGAAAUUUGACAUAUUUGAUGGGACGUUGAGAUCAUGUGACGUUGCCAUGGAUAUAGGGAGUCAGUUACGGGGUAGUAGUUGCACACCUCAUACUGGGGGAAUGCGCCAGACUACUGUCUGCAGACACAGAAGAACGUUUACACCAUCCUGACCGACACGGAACAGUUCAAGGACUUUCAAAAUGCCAAAGAAAAGUGAUACAGCAAAAUUAGCAGAAGUGGGUAUAGAGAUUGAUGGAAUGGAGAGUGCUGAGGACGACAAGAAAGGCAAAAACAAAGGCAAAAACAAUAAAGCAGCUGUAGGCAGAAAAAGCAAAGCGGCCGCCAGCGAGGACGGUGGGGACGAGGACGAAGACGCUGAACCCCCUAAAGGUCGAAAGGCAGCCAACAGAAAGAAAGCAGCUCCAAGGGAGGCCUCGGAGGAUGAUAGUGAUUAUGACAUUCCUCCGAAGAGGUGUGCAGGGAAUCGGAAAAGAGGAAAGCCAGCGGGAGCCAAAAACAAGAGAGGCAAAAGUGCUAAGAAGAAGAGCAGUAGGUAUGGUGUUUCAGAAACAACCGAAACUGUUUCUGUUUAAUGAUGUUAUUACAAAACUGUUCUUUCCUUUUUUUUUUUUUAAAUAAUACUUUUUUUUAUAGGUGGAG